GCCCCGGAACAUUUGAAACAUGAGUUGUUCUUAAAAAGACUUAGAGAGAAACUGCCUCUAAAGCGGACGACGAGCUCCGACUCCUCCAAGUGUAUCUGCUUCAGGCAAUCAAUGAGGACCGCGAUGCUUACUUCUGCAGCUCUCUGUCCCUCUUUUCUCUCCUUCGCCUUACUAGAUAUUAUAGUGCAUUUCAACUUUUGUACAGGCACACAGGCAAAGGGAAGUUUGGAUUCCAUUUUUGACCACAAUUCAGUUUAAUUUUGUUUCCUGUAAUAAAUAUGAGAGGUCGGUUUGUUGUCACUUUUCUUUGGAAUUUAAUAUGUUCCAUUUCUUAUGCUGUUUUACGGGUAGGAUAAGGAAACAACAAAAAGGUGUGACAAGAGCUUGGCGGACAACUGUGGAUUUCUGCGAGUAACUCCUACCACCCAAAGGGGAUGAGGGGGGCAUCGGCCGGACCCCCCUCUUGAUUGAUUACUUAUUAGUCAUCCCUUUGGCUAAAUGGGACCCAUUGAAAAGGCACCGUGGAACACAUACAUGAAUCAAAUAUUCCUGUGUCCCCUGAAUGUCUCCAGAGUAGUUUUGGUUAAGAGAGGGGGUCGUGGCUUAGCAUUAUAAAGAGGGAAAAACAGCAUAGCUUUAUGGGUUUAUUUAGACAGUUUCUACGGUUUGACAUUCUACCGCUGUAAAAAGAGAGAAGGAAAAACUCGAGAGGAUUCCAAAGAAGAGAACAUUAAGGACAUACAUUUGUCUAGUUAAUUCCGUUGUUUCUUUUAUUUUUGUCCUCUUAUUUUAAAUAUUUUUUUGCCAUUUCCUCUCCCGAAAAAUGAAACUUUGGACAUCUCCCUGGGUGUCUUGCCUGGUGAUUCUCAUCUUGUGUUUUGGAUCAGAGUGCGGGACAGUCCGGGGAAAGGGGAGAUCCAAGAGGGAGUUGGUGCGCAUUAGGGAGGCGAAAGCCACCAUCCCAGGGGCUUGUGCCACACGUCUGCCCCGGGGCAAACGGUCUUUGCCCGGCUUGGAGAGACGGGUACUUCGCCAGCGUCGGCGCUCCUCUCAAGCGGAGGAAAACUCUCCAGACCGGGGGAAAGCUGUCUAUUUUACCGGCAGGGGAGAUCAGCUACGGCUGAAGCCUGGCGUGGAGAUACCCAGAGGAAAUUUCACUCUGGAGAUGUGGAUCAAACCGGAGGGAGGUCAACGAUCACCCACAGUGAUUGCAGGCCUAUACGACAAAUGUUUCUACGCCUCCAGUGACCGAGGCUGGCUGCUUGGCAUACAGGCGGUUAGUGAACAUGGGAAUCGUGACCCCCGCUUCUUCUUCUCCCUUAAAACUGACCGUGCCCACAAAGUGACCUCCAUCCACUCCAACACUCGUUACAUACCCAACCAAUGGGUACAUGUGGCAGUCACAUAUGAUGGCGUGUACAUGAAGCUCUUUGUUAAUGGCGCCCAAGUGGGUGUCAGUCGGGAGCAGUCAGGUGAUGUUUUCAGCCAUUUGACCAAAAAGUGCAAAGUGCUGAUGACUGGGGGGAAUGCACUGAAUCAUAAUUACAGGGGGGCAGUGGAAAGGGUGGGUCUAUGGAGGCAGGCCCGAGGGCAGAGGCAGAUUAUCAGGGAUAUGCAGGGCCACGAGGAUCCCCAAGAUCUACCUCAGCUGGUCAUUCGUGAAACAUUCGAGCACCCAGGUCGGAAGUGGCUGACCGUGAAAGAUGGUAGCUUUCCUCAGCCUGAGCAGGGAGGAGGUGGACGAUUAGGGUUUCUGGGUGGUGGUGGAGUUGGAAAUUCUGAGGGAUUAUUGGACACAACUCUGGAGCCUCCAACUUGUGGUCAAACUGUCUGCGACAAUGUUGAGGUCAUCAAAAACUACAACCAGCUUUGGAACUUCCGUCGGCCCAAGAAAGUACGGUAUCGUGUCAUAAAUAUUUGGGACGAUGCACGGAUGAGGCCAACUGUAUCAGACCACCAGAUCAGCCUGCAGCACCAGCAGCUAAAUGAUGCCUUUAGCCCCUACAACAUCACCUGGGAGCUUAGCAUUCACAAUGUUACCAAUUCCUCCCUUCGAAACCGGUUGAUUCUAGCUAACUGUGAUAUUAGCAAAGUUGGUGAUGAUGCAUGUGACCCAGAAUGCAAUCAUCCGCUGACAGGGUUUGAUGCAGGUGACUGCAUGUCUGGGCAUCGGAGUCGUUGCCCUGAGCACAAACAGGGGAAUGGUGUAUGUGACCCUGAAUGUAACUGGGAAAACUUCUUCUAUGACCUUGGCGACUGUUGUAACCCCAAUGUGACAGAUGUGACCAAGACAUGCUUCAACCGUUCUUCUCCACACAAAGCCUAUUUGGAUGUGAAAGAGCUGAAAGAGAUUCUGCAUUUGGAUGGCUCAACUCACCUGAAUGUCUUCUUUGCCAACUCCUCUGAUGAAGAUCUGGCGGGGGUUGCCACUUGGCCCUGGGACAAAGAGGCCCUCACACAUCUGGGUGGAAUUGUGCUGAACCCUUCCUUCUAUGGUACAUUUGGUCACACUGACACAAUGGUCCAUGAGAUCGGUCACAGUCUUGGGCUUUACCACGUGUUUCGAGGUAUAUCAGAGAUCGAGUCGUGUAAUGAUGCAUGUUUGGAGACUGAGCCCUCAAUGGAGACUGGAGAUCUGUGUGCGGACACCAACCCCACUCCCAAACACAAAGGCUGCCACGAUCCUGAACCUGGCAAUGAAACCUGUGGCUGUCGGCAUUUCACACACACGCCGUUUAACAACUACAUGAGUUAUGCAGACGAUGCAUGCACAGACUCCUUCACACUGAACCAGGUGGCUAGGAUGCACUGCUACCUGGAUCUCAUCUACCAGACCUGGCAACCCGCCUCCAAACCUCCUCCAGUGCCAAUGGCACCCCAAGUGGUUGAGCAGCAUCAUAAUUCCAUCAACCUGGAAUGGUUUCCACCCAUUUCUGGACACUUUUACAACAGAGAAGUGGGAUCAGUGUGUGAUAAAUGCACUGAGGGGAGAGUUCUACUGCAGUAUGCCUCCAAUUCCUCCUCCCCACGACCAUGUGCCCCUUCUGGACACUGGUCCCCACGAGAGGCUGAAGGCCCUCCAGAUGUGGAGCAGGCUUGUGAGCCAAGUGUGCGCACCUGGAGCCCCAAUGCAGGGAUCGAGCAAGGUGUUGUCGGCCUGUCGGAGUGCCCUCUCCAGGGCUGCAUGCUUCAGCUAGAGUUCCCCUACCCGCUGGUACCAGACUCCCUGACUGUGUGGAUCACCUUCUUCAGUCCUGAAGAGACAGCACUGCCAGCUAUCCACAACAUCUUGCUACUGACUGUCAGUGGGAACAACAUUUCAUUGGGCCCUAGUAAUGUCUUCUGUGACACCCCACUGACUCUGAAGCUGGACAUAGAGGAAGAGGUGUAUGGGGUGCAAUUUUUCACUAUGGAGCAACACCUUGAGAUUGAUGCCACCCUCUUGGCAUCCAAGCCAGACUGCACACUUUGUAGGUAUUGCCAACCACUACGCUACCGCCUGUUGCGCCAACCACCCUUCACCCAUGCACCGCACGGUCUGAUGUUGAAUGAACCUACCCGCCGAUAUACAGACAGGGAUGUGGUGCCACAUGUUGUGUACACCUACCAGGUCCAAACCAUCUCCGGCCGGAGUGAGAGUGAGCCCUCCCCACCUCUGGUGCACGAACUGGGGUCACACUACUGGGAUGGACGCAUCCAGAGUUCCAAAGGAGAAGAAUGUGAUGAUAUGAACUCUAUGAAUGGGGAUGGCUGCUCCAGCCAGUGCAAGAAAGAGCCCUUCUUCAACUGUGUUGAGGAGCCCAGCAUGUGUUACUACUAUGAUGGUGAUGGGGUGUGUGAGGACUUUGAGCGAGAGACGGGCGUGAGAGACUGUGGCCUCUACACCCCCAAUGGUUUCCUUGACCAGUGGGCCUCCACUGUCGAAGUUUCCCAUGAGGAGAAGCCCUAUUGUUCUGGUGAGGUGGCUGCUGGAUACCCUGCUGUUACUAAGACAUGUCAGUCCAAGGUGUUUGAUCUAUCAGAUGGAGUGUCCCAGUAUGCAUGGUUCCCUUGUCGUGAGGCCCAUAAAUCAACCUGGGGAUAUCCUAACUAUUGGCUCAAGGCCCACUUUUCUCAUCCCAUGGUGGCAGCAGCAGUGAUUAUACAUUUGGCUGCUGAUGGAACUACCUACAUUGACCAGACUCAGUGUAACAUCACUGUUCAGUUGGUGGACACCAAGGAGGGCAUCCACAGUCUAGGUGAGUGGCGUCUCAGCUGCCGCACCAACCCUUUGGUGAUCCCAGUGAGCCAUGACCUGUCAGUGGCCUUCUUUCACACCAAGGCUAUCCUGGUCAUGUUUGCCUCUCGUCUCGUGGCCAUCUCCGGCGUAGGCCUGCGCUCCUUCCAGUCCUUCGACCCCAUUACGAUAAGUGGUUGCCAGAGCAAUGAGAUCUACAACCCCACAGGCCAGAGUUGUGUACAUUAUUCGUGCGAAGCCAUUGACUGCCAGGAACCUUUAGUCCGCAAUGCAGAGCUCAAGUGCAGUAGCCCCGGCCGCCACUUCUACAAUGGAGACCGCUGCACCAUCUCCUGCAACUCUGGAUAUGUCCUGCAAAUCCACCAGGAUGAUGACAUCAUCAAGAGCCAGUCCGACUCUUCAGUGACUAUAACCUGUGCAAAUGGAAAGUGGAACAAACAGGUGUCAUGUGAGCCUGUGGACUGUGGUCUGCCAGACAAAUACCAUGUUCAUCCUGCCCAUUUCAACUUCCCUGAGGGCACUACCUACGGCAAGAAGAGCACCUUUCAGUGUCGAGAACCUGCCCAGCUCGUAGGUACAAACAACACUCUCACCUGUCUAGAAGACGGUCUGUGGUCCUUCCCGGAGGCUCUUUGUGAGCUUCGCUGCCCGGCCCCUCCUCCUGUACCCAAUGCUGUGCUGCAGACCAAGCGCUGCAAUGAGACAGGCCUCAAAGUGGGCACGCUCUGCAAGUACAAGUGCAAGCCAGGCUACCAUGUCACCAACAAACCUAAGAGGCGUGCAUUUAAGCGCCAGUGCACGGAGGAUGGCAGCUGGUUAGAGGGGGCAUGCGAGCCAGUGACUUGUGAUCCCCCACCUCCCAUCUUCCAUGGCUCCUAUCACUGUACUGACGGCUUCCGCUUUGACAGCGUCUGCAGACUCAACUGCUCUGAUCCUGCCGGUAAAACUGCUCUCACCGCCACAGGAGGCUCUGCCCAUACGGUGAGGCUGCUGCACGCUCCAUGCAAGCAGGGUGCGGGGUCUAAUGUGAUCCGCUGUAGGAAGGAUGGAAACUGGACAGGGUCAUUCCGCCUAUGCCCAAACAGCAAAGGCCAGUGUUCUUUACCUCAAAACCUCCAUUAUAGCCUACAGUACUCAUGCAAGCGAGGACACGGCAUAGGUGAGGAGUGUGAGCUGAUGUGCAGAGAGAGUAACAACGACGUGGUGAUCCUCCCAAGCAACAUGACAGUAGAAAGGGUACUUAAAGAGCACUGGAGGAACCCGCACAAAGUCAAGAGUAUAGUCUGUACAAUGGGCCUGAAAUGGUAUCCACACCCAGAACUGCUCCACUGCAUCAAAGGAUGUGAGCCAUUCAUGGGAGACAACUACUGUGAUUCGGUCAACAACAGAGCCUUCUGCAACUAUGAUGGAGGAGACUGCUGCCAAUCCACUGUCAAGACCAAGAAGGUGAUUCCAUUCCCAAUGUCCUGUGACAUACGGGAUGAGUGCUCCUGUCGGGAUCCCAAUGCUAUAGAGAACAGAAAGGAUGAACAUGUCCAUUCCCUGGGGUGACCAACCUGAGCAGGGACCUCUGUUCAACGUCCCAGGACCCUUGCACCAACACAACACAGCCAGAGCGGCCGAGGCAGACCCCUCCUUCAUCCUCCUCUCGGUCUUCAAUUUCCUGCACAUGCUGCUUAACAGGCAUACCUCUCCAUCCAUACUGCAAUCCCAACCAGAUGAAAUGCCUCCGCCUACACAUCACAGAAAGAUCUAGAAUAGAGGAUGGGACUCAUGAGACUCCACAGAAAACUUCAUUUCUCAGCUAAAAGGAAAGUAACCCUGCAAUAUUAUCAUUAAAAAACAUAUAUAGCAAGGAGAAAAAAUAAAUUACAUGAAAUGGACAUUUUUUUGAAAGAAUAAGAAAACAAACAAAAAAAACCUAAACAAAAAACAUAACCAAGCCUAGGUAGCAUGCCUUUUGUUCAGUUUUGUGCUGGCUUCAGUGUCUAUUUUAGUGACCUUGCUCUACAAUCACAUUAUUGAACCAAAGGUAAAUCAAAAUGUGCAAGUGGGGGAUUGUGUUGAUGUCGGCUUUGUGUUUUGCAAAUAUGAAGGCAGUCAAGACAAAUGUUAAAAAUAAUCCUCAGACACUUUGAAGGCAUGUUAAACACAUUUUUGGAGGGGCUAGAAGUUUGCGCUUAUAUCAUUCCUGGUUUCAAACUGGUCAGACAUUCUGUAUCUCUAUGUCCUUUUCAGUAAAGUGUGUUUCUUCAUAGGCACAUCAGAGGCUUUAGAGGUUAUUCCUAGCUUGGUGGGGAAUGAGACAGCCAUAUUGUUAAUUUUCAAGCCACAGAUUCAACACAAAAGCCAAAAUGAAAUGCACAAACACACAAAAAAUGUCAAGUAAUUGUUGACCAAUCACAUACACAAUUUCCUAAGACAAUUUUAUACUUAGAGCAAAAUCCUGAAUGCAUAAUUAAACCAUUUUUUAGCAUGGCUUCUGCUGCUGUGUUUGCUGCUACUUGCCAUCUUCACAUCAUAAAAUCUAAUAGGGUUAGACAGCUUUGUCUGCCUUGCUGCUUACAGUACCUCUUUAUAGCAUUCAUUCACGCUUGCAUGUUAGUCCAUGAUAUUUUCAGAGAAUCCAUGUUGACAACACCACAUAUAAAAUGCACUAAGAACUUUAAAAAACCCAGAACCUCACUUGUCAUCCCCGUUUAACUUAACUGCCCAAGAAAAAUACUACAUACAUUGACCACGACUUAAAGAAUGUCAUCGAUAACACCUCACUUCGGGUUGGGGUGAUCUUAGUUUCAGUUUGAACUCCCCCUCAUGCGCUUGAUAAGAACUUUAUUACCUCAAGUACUGAUUCAAAAUGUUUAAACUGAAAAUAAAAUGAUCCCAGCCCUGUUCAGAAUGUAGUCAAUGCUUGUCAGGAGUCUGUGGCUUUUUUGAUUGCACAGUACUGCACAGCACAGUCACACAAGAGUACAGAAAUAAUGGGCUGGAUAUAGGCCAUGGCUCUUGGUGAAAAUGAGUAUAGGUGGAAGGAGACCACAUCUGACACACACAAAUGAACGUAUAUACACACAUAUCUCCCAUUCUCUCCCCUCCAAGUGGUAUGGACUCUCAGCUGUAGCUCUGCAGGCAGCAAUGUUAUACAUGAAAAUGACAUUUGGAUGUAUAUGUCAACACAGCAUUUGCAGUAACAAUAUGAUCAAAGGUCCCUAAGGUUGUCUGCUGGGUCUAGUGUUUAAGUAAUUCAUUUAUCUGUUAUGUUUGUCUCUGCAGUAAAAAGUGCACUUGGUUGCUCUGAUCAGCACUUUUCAGUAUUGUGAACUUGGGUGUCCGUCCCCACCAAUUAACUUCUUUAGAUUAUAUGGCUGCUACAAUAGCUUUGUAUUUUGUUACUCUUCAUUCCAGACAUAUAUACACUAGUUUUUCUCAUGCACAUUUGAUAAUGAAGGCUGCUUGGCAUAUUGGUCCAAAUUCUGCUGCUCUUAUUUGGCUGCAACCAUAGUCAUGGUUACAAUCAGCAUGAAUAUGACUUUUCAUUUCAUUUGGGCCAAUGGCACAGUCCAUCUGACUCAUAUUAGGCUGCUAUAGCAUUCCAGAUCAUUCUCAUAAAUCACUGUACACAACAAGCUGUACAAGUGGCGAUGUAAGACCAAUUUCAUGUCAUUUUAAAACCAAUGUUAGUGAAGAACUAAGUCGAUACCACAACAUGCAGAGAAAGUGAGAAGGUAUUAUUUUCCACCAAAUAUAAAGAAAAAAAAUCAAAAAUAUCAUGUAAAUAUUACUAUAUGUUCUUGAUGGACAGGAGCGUUGAAAAAUGUUUUUAGUUUUUUUGUUUUUGUUUUCAUGUAUUUCAUUUUUACAAAAUGUCAUAUUUAAUCAGUGUUCGUAUUAUUGACCUCAGUUACUGCACUUUUUAGUUUCCAUGUAAGAAGAAAAUCUUUCAAAAAUGUUUAGAAGCUGCUAUUGUCAGAAUGGUGAUCUGAAACAAACUGUAAGAUAUUCGGUCGUUUGACUCCCUGUGUUGCUAUUAGCUUUCCUGUCAUUAGUGUUUUAUUUGUAUCUGGCCAUAGAUACUCCUCUCCAAUUUAAACUGACUUUGCAUUCAAUGUUAUCAAUGAAGUAGGGAGGUAUUGUCACUAUGAACCAUCAAUCCAUCCAUCCAUCCAUCAUCAAUAAAGGCCUGACAAUCUCCAAAAAUAGGGUACACAUCAACACAUUAUGUUUAGAAAUAUAUUGUCACAUAUUUAAGGUCUAGUUAGACUGCAAAUCCUUUGUUUUUGUUUUGCCCUGAUGUGUGUAAUACAUCAUCUUAGGUUAAAUGUGUACAUUUUGGAAGAGUAACAAAGAAAUGUCAAAGGGGAAGGAAACGCUUAAAUGAAGGAAUUCCCAUUAAAAGGGACUCUUGAGAGACUUUGUAACUUUUAUGAAAUAUGAAACUUUGUAAGGAUGUUGUAAAGGCUACAUCAAAAAUUGCAUUUAACACUUUAUAUGAAACAUGAUAUAGCCCAGGUAAAAGAAAGACUUGUAUUAUGUUGAUAUUAUCAAAUUAUAUGUAAUAUUAGUACUCAAGAUACUGCAGCUUUACAUAGAACUGUUACCAAUGGGGAGAGACUGACCUGCAGUCAGUACACUAAGCCAAUGACAUGCAGUACUGUGGUUCAUCAUCUGCCAUUGAGGUCACUGGAAAGCCAUUCUAGCAGUUUGAAUGGAUGAAUCCAAAAUCUGUCAUUGGAUCCAUCCCUUCAUUCUAUAAAAAUAACAUAACCUGUCAUUGCUUCCACAUACUUUGGCUAACUUCCUCCUCAACAAUUACUUGUAUCAUCAGUCAAUGUCUGGAUGCCAAAACAGCUGAGCAUAAUUACUAGAAAAGCUAUAGAAUGUGACUGCAUGUCAACUUGAAAAAUUUGAUUCUUAAUAUUGGAGAAGGUACCCAUAAGCCAUAGAUAACCAAGAUAUUCAUGGAAGGAAGUACAAGAUUACACAUUGGAUGAGGACAUCGCCUCUCUACUGUAGUCAUCACAGGAUCUCUUGCUGUACCUCAUGCCUGUAAUGUUUGCUGCUUCUAUAUUUUUGGUAUUUUAGUGACAUUUUUGCGUCUCAUAACAAUGGUGUAAAUAGUAGAACUAUUUAUUGAGAGUGUUAUACUUUUUUAAGUUAUAUUUAAUGUCCAUGUAAGUUAUUUUUUACAUUGUUCUUAUAUUCAAAAACAUUAUCGGUUGUGAGUCAAAACUGUCAUUUUGUCUCUGUCAUCACACUCUGUUGUGAUUAUUGCUGUCAAGCAGUGAUCAGACAUAUAGUACACUUCAGGCCCGCAACCACACGAACUUGUCUCAUUGGUCAUUAAGUGUAGAUGGACACUGCUUGCAUCCAAUGAGGAUUCACCACAUGCUCAACUGUUACUGAGUGCAGUGUAUCAUUUUUUUCAUUUAAAACCAGAAUGUAAAGUUUGUUUGUUUUUUUUCUUUUAUUUGCUUUUUUUAAAUAAUGCACACAUUAGCCAUAUGUACAAGGAGUUGUGAAAAGAGAACCAAGUAUAUAAUGGUCAAGUACAUAAAUCCAUAAUAUAGCAAAUAAUAUUUUGAGAGACCAGUGUAAGGCACAAGGAAUAUAUGUACACAGCCAGCUGAGGGCAGGAGAAAAUGGGCAAGUGGCAAAGAGAGAGGGAUCAAAAAUGAGAGCAAAGGACUGGAGGUCAGAAGAUGGUGCCCCAGAUGGAGUGUUCUUGGAUGGGGGAAAAGUAGAAGGUGGGCAGGGAGAGAGGUAGGGACGGGUGGGCUGCUUUUCCUGGCCUGUCUAGCUAUUUGUCCAGGUGUGAAAAUGUGUACUCACAGAGGCUGCCCCUAGGCCAGGGGUGGCCAGCGCUGACUGGCAACAAGCCGAGGCCAAUGAGUCAGAGUUUCUCCUGGGGUUGGCAGCCAUCCCUCUCUGGGACUCCCACCACCCCUUCCCUCACCCCUCCUACCUCCACCUCCCCACGCCUCGACACACUGCCUCAUCUGUCACUGUCAGGUAUGCCUGCGCAGGGCUGCAAGGAUCAAGCUGGCCCUGUGAAAAUGAGAGAGGAUGUUUGCCCAGCUUACAGAGCCUUUUGAAGUUAGGCUGAAGGAACACAGUUCUCCUCACCUAGAGCCUGUGCUUAUCACAUAAUAUGAUUUGUAUAGCAGUCUUUUUUGACAGGCUUUGAUACCUCUCCACAUUUUCCACCAACAGCCGCUCCUUUGUUUCUAAUUUAACACCUGGUUGUUGUAUUGCUUGUCUAAAAAUGGCAGAAACUUUGUUGUUCUAACUCAUUACAAAGCGAUGAGGAGUGUAAGAAAGUGUGUCUGAAGCCCUUAUAUUUUUGCUCAGAUCAUUGUGGAGAAAAAUACUGAUGUGCCAUCUUGUUGUAAGACAUUUUCUUUGUGUAUUGUAACACAUGAAGUACCUCUCACAGGCCUCUGGUUAUAGAAUGGUCCACUUAUGUCUGUUUCCUAAUCCCUCAGUACAUAAAAAAGGUGAAUUGUCCUUUUUUUCUAAGUGGGAAGUACAAAAAAAGUGUAUUUACAUAUUAUGUGGAUAUCUAGUGGUAUUACUGCGAUGUUUCGUACCCGAUUGCUCAACAAAUAUAUUUUAAGAUGUAAAUAAUAAUAUUAUAUGAUGAUUGUAUUUGCAAACCAUGUACUAACUGUUUGGGAGUAGCUCUUGGAUUGAUUUUUAUUAUAAUUAUUAUACAAAGAGAUGAACCGUGAAUAUGUUGUGCAUUGUGUCAAAGUAUCACCUGCAAGACAAAAAACAAAAACAAAAAAAAAAUCCUGUGAUGCUUUACCACACCACUCGCUGUCAGCAUUUAUUUGUUCAUAAUGGCUUAGUACAAGCACUGUUGUCAGUUGUCUAAACCAUGAAUUUAUCCAUUGAGUCAUAAAUUAUUUAUUUGUUGUCAAGAUGAAUAAAAUCAUAAUGGUCAUUUCUGGGUCUUAGGAGUCUGUUGAAAUUGAUCCUCAUAAUCAAACUUGACUGAUCUUUGUUUUGCAUUGAGAAGUUCAUUUCAAAUUGGUCUGAGUUGACUGGCACCAACCAAUAGCUUUCAUUUCUCCUCACUCCAUACUGUAUAUUGUUUUAUCGAGUCUUAUCGCAAUGCCUUUGUGUUUGCUGAGAAUUUCACCAACACUGUAAAGGUAGCCAUCAGACUCAGUAGUCCCUCCCUCUGAUGGCCUCCUCUCUCUUUGGUUCUUACACAGUAUGCACUUUUUCAGGCACAUAUACAACAUAUUGGACUUUUAUGUUUCAGUUGAUGUUUCUCUCUGUUUUCACAGUUGCAAUUAUAUAUAUUUUGGUGCUCUGGUACAUGGCAAAACAUGUCCGAUGUGUACUAUAUUUUCAUAAGGAAGAGUCAUGAAGAUGAGUAUCAUGUUCAUUUUGCUGUCAUUUAUUGUGUAGAAAUAAAACACUGGUUAAAGUGAACAUAA
Siniperca chuatsi (mandarin fish) is the source of this 11682-nucleotide messenger RNA. It is a transcript of the gene pappaa, whose product is annotated as pregnancy-associated plasma protein A, pappalysin 1a. Lineage: Eukaryota; Metazoa; Chordata; Actinopteri; Centrarchiformes; Sinipercidae. The record is from RefSeq and is a predicted model, not a curated record. Gene Ontology annotation, molecular function: metallopeptidase activity; protein binding.